AUGCAGAAGACAAUAUCUCGCCGGUAUUUUCGUUUAUUUUUGACUGUAAUUAUGUUUUUAUCAUUUCAUACUGUUUAUCCGUCGACUCUGGCAAGUAUAUGUCCUGAUGCUCUUUCGUGCAAUUGUACACUUAUCAAUAAUACAGAUUUAACCAUCGUAUGUAGUUCUGUGCCUCCACUUAUCCAAUUGCCAACAUUGUCACCUAGUACGCUGCAAACAAAUGUUAGAACAUUAAGUGUCAUUUCGUCAGUAACGUCUACCAACGGUCCACUAAUAAGUUUGCCAACAAAUAUUUGUUCCUACCCAAAUCUUGCUACAAUUAAUUUAUCAUCAAAUAACAUAGACGGCUUAUUAAAUACAUCUGCACUUGCUUGUUUAGGUUCCAAUUUAAAUCAUGUUGAUUUUUCCUCGAAUCAUAUAAAUGAUAUCGAUUUAAAUUUCUUUCAAGCCAAUCGAAAAUUACAAACAAUAAAUCUCUCGCAAAAUAACUUGACAUCAAUGCCGUUAGUUGAUGCAGCAUAUUACGUUAAUUUUCCUUCGACAAUUACAUCCAUGGAUUUUAGUUUUAAUCAAAUAAUUAGUGCUGAUUUUUGGCCUUUAUUUGUUAAAACAAAGAAUACUAUGACUAUCGAUAUGAGUUAUAAUUCGAUUGUAAAUUAUAUAAAUACAGUUCCUAUAACUUUAGAACAAUUAACAGAACCACCAGACCCAAGAAAAUUCUAUUUAAAUAAUAAUCAUCUUACACAUUUCUCGGACCUCCUACUUGAACAAUACGGUGCAUGUACAGUAGAAAAUGCCGUUAGCACAGCUUACUUUAUUGUUGGAAUAACGAAUGUGCUAUUAACAAAUAACUCGUUGAUAUGUGAUUGUGAAUCUUAUAAUUUAAUAACAUAUAUUAAUAAUGAUAUAAAUGAUUUUCCAGAUAUCAGCAAUGGUAGUGCUCUAAUAGCACAAGCAACCUGUUCAGGACCUUCAUUAAUGGCUGGACAAAAAUAUAUCGCGACAAAUUUUAGUGAAUUUAAUGAUUGUAUAAAUUAUACAUUACCCAAUAUUACCGAUAUAUUUUGUUCAGCGAAAGCAAACGAUAGUCAAGUAACAUUAUCAACGCCGACCUAUUGGCCAAUUUCGACAACAACAACCAACAAAUAUGAAACUAAUCAGACCAUAGCAACGAAUAAUGAACUGGCAAAUAGCUCAUCAAGUUCAACUUCAUGGUAUAUUAUUUUGGGUGUAGUCCUUGGUCUAGCAGGUGUUUUAGCAAUAAUUAUAGCCAUUUGUUAUGCGUAUAGAAAAAAGAUUUUGUCAAAUAUACAUCGUUUAAAAGCUAUGAAUCAUGCUCAAACUAAUGAAGCAAAAUCUCAUAAUGUAUCAAUGUCAACAUCGACAUAUGAGGUUGAUAAUCAAGGAAAACGAACACAAAUUGAUAAAGACGGUUUUAAUUCCGAUCCGAAUUCAUCCAGGUAUCAUCUAUUUUUAGCACAUGGUUCUCAAUCACAAGGACCUUCAACUGAUGCUGAAACAAAUACAACAAAUGUCGUCAAAGGUAUUCCAUUAUCAGGAGCACAGACGAAGCCUCAAUCGAUAUUUUCUAUGGCGAAUAAAAAUUAUUCUCAAUUAAAUAUUGCGUCAAUUCCAUUGACACCAUCGAAACGAGCGAAACCUUUGCCACAGAUAAAAAAUGCAAUUUACAAUGACACAGCACAGGUGAAUUUGUUAAAUACCUCAGCAGGUGCAUCUGCCUCAAAGCCAAAGCAUCGACCGCAGAGUUCAACAUGGCUUCAAAAACAAAACCAAAACCAAACGUCACAACUACCGCCUCGACCUCUAUCGAUGGUAGCCCACAAUAAGACUCUAUUGGAUUCGACGGAAUCCUUUGAUGAAAAUAUACGAUCAGUUUCAACUAUCGAAAGUUUACAAAACAAAUCGUCAAAACCUUUUUGUACAGUACCGGCGCUUAACAUUUCUACUGUUCCCAAUUGGAUAGAUAGUAAUGAUGAUCAACUAUGA
This is a messenger RNA of Rotaria socialis, 2007 nucleotides long. NCBI's taxonomy places the organism in Eukaryota, Metazoa, Rotifera, Eurotatoria, Philodinida, Philodinidae. The record is from the annotation of a GenBank genome assembly.